This is a messenger RNA of Rubroshorea leprosula, 1155 nucleotides long. The record is from the annotation of a GenBank genome assembly. Lineage: Eukaryota; Viridiplantae; Streptophyta; Magnoliopsida; Malvales; Dipterocarpaceae.
GGGCUUUUUUUUUCCUUACUUCUUUCAAGGCGGAAAGGCCCUUUUUUCUUCCUGGGAUUUUCCCCCCCAAAUUCCCUUUUUUCCUCUUUUUUUUUUUUUGGUUUUCUUUCUUUUUUUUUGUUUUUUUUUUUUUUCAUUUUUUGGUGUUUCUGCUACUAAUUUGAUGGUGAUGAAUGAUGAUUGUUGAUCUAGGCGACGCGACAAAGCGGCAUGGGUCAGUGAAGCUAAACGAAGUGGCAAUACCAGAGGGGAGUGAAGCGGAGGGUGUUCCGGCCACGGGACUUGACAAUAACUUUGGAUUCUCGAAGCAUUUUGGGAGCAAGUACGAGCUCAGGGAGAAAGUUGGGAGAAGCCAUUUUGGUUAUACCUACUCAGCCAAGUUCAAGAAAGAGGAACUCAAAGGACAACAAGUUGCUAUUAAGGUUAUAUCCAAAGCGAAGUAUAGAGAUGAGAUCUACUGGUAAACCUCUGCUUUUAUCAGUGAUCAGUCCUGUACUAUGAUCAGUUUGCUUGAUUGCAUUUAUUAAUAUGCAAGAAUGGAUUGUGUAUUGAAUUAUUGGUGGUGAAAUUUUUUGCAUUGGGGACCUUGGAUUGGAGAUGUAGUUGUAGUAUGUGUUGAUUUGCCUUUUUUUCUCAAGAUAAAAAUUGAUCUUUCUUUUUAAUCUUUUGGGGAUGGGGAAUUGUGCCAUUCCAUUGUCUUCCUUUUUAUUUUCCAAUGAUUUCUUGAACUAUUUUCAUUUUGACAUCAAUGGUUCCAAUAAGAGGGAAUGAAUGGGAAGGAUAAGGGCCCUAGUAGUCAGAAUACUGUAAUUUCAACAGUGAGAGUUUCAUUCUUUAUGAGAACUUGCAAUAAAUGUUGAUGAGAGGAAAUGGGUAAUUCCUUGGAGUUCCAUCUGGAGAAUUUCAUUCUUUAUCAGAACUUGCAAAUUGCCUCACUUACUGGUAUAUGCAAAUUGCCUCAUACGAUAUGAUUGAAUUGGUCAGAUGAGACGUAUUUGAUGGUGAUGUUUGGAAGAUGACAUUUUGAUGUAUUCUGAUACUGGUGGGUUUGUGUUUUAAUUAGACUUGGUUGCAGUGUCAAUGAUCAAGUUUUGGUUGCAUAGGUUUAGUGGUAGUUAUAACUAGUAGGUAGGUUUAUAAAGAUUCAUGGUGUUU